AUGGCGCAUUUUGGGACACGUCAAAUACCUCAUGACUCUGAUAAAGAAAACGCGAUGGAUAUAAAUCUAGAUAAACAAGUAGAAGAUAAUGAACCUACCAGCUCAUCAAAAUACGAUAAAAUUCUUAAUAAUGAGACUUAUGAUCCUGACCAAGAUAAAGACGAAAAACCCACUCUUGAUUCGCGCCUUCUCGUUUUAACUAGCGAUUUGGGAGUUCAGAAGGCACGUCGUAUGAAAUUGGAUAACAAUGCAUUUGAUGUAGAUGCCUAUAUAUCCAAGUUGAUUACAUUUAUGGGAGGAAGACAGGUUGAUGAUGAUAACGAUGAGCCUGAUUUAAAUUGGAGUGCACUGGAAGAAAGGGAUAUUGAAAGGCAGGAGAACGAAACAACAAAGAACGUUCGGAAUAUUUGGAAUAUAUUGGCGGAAAAAUCGCCUAUUAAUUUUUUCGAAUUUAUCGUUAAUCCUGAAUCUUUUGGACAAACAGUGGAAAACUUGUUUUACUUAUCGUUUUUAGUACGUGAUGCUAAAGUAAACAUUGAUGAUGAUGGUGCAUGUUGUGAGCCACCAACUGGCGAUGAUUAUGCCGAGGGCUUGAUCAAAAAACAACUUGUCAUGGGAAUAGAUAUGAAUACUUGGAAGGAACUUAUCGAAGUAUAUAACAUCAGAGUAUCUGCUAUUCCAACACGACAGUCAUGUACGCCAAUUUCCGGAAAAUGGUACGGGUAA
This is a messenger RNA of Racocetra fulgida, 726 nucleotides long. NCBI's taxonomy places the organism in Eukaryota, Fungi, Glomeromycota, Glomeromycetes, Diversisporales, Gigasporaceae. The record is from the annotation of a GenBank genome assembly.